This is a messenger RNA of Talaromyces stipitatus ATCC 10500, 1607 nucleotides long. Its product is annotated as cytochrome P450, putative. NCBI's taxonomy places the organism in Eukaryota, Fungi, Ascomycota, Eurotiomycetes, Eurotiales, Trichocomaceae. The record is from RefSeq and is a predicted model, not a curated record. The transcript has 4 exons. Gene Ontology annotation, molecular function: monooxygenase activity; heme binding; iron ion binding. The coding region runs from base 1 to 1590 and encodes 529 amino acids.
AUGGAAGAGAAACACAUCCAAAUAUUCCAGUCGGCGCCCCUAUUGAUAGGCUUAGCUGCUCUGACAACCGUUCUAGCGUGGUUUUUCCAUCUUAUCAAGCCGGCACUUCUGGCAACAUUCUCACGAAAGUAUAGCUCAUUUAAAUGGGUAGAAGAAAGAAGAGGGUUUUUUGGAUUCAUCAGACUUUCCUAUAAGUGUGUUUUUCAUGCGAAAGAGCUGUUCACAGUGGCAUAUGAAAAGCUGCGUAAUACUGCUAGUGAAGUGUUCCUCGUUCCUUUCCCUCAUUCAAGUACUGGUUUCCUACUGUUACUUCCCAAGGAACUCAUCGCCGAGUUUGCGCGGCAACCUGAAUCGAUCAUCUCAUUCCACACUUACGUCCGAAAUGCAAUGCAUGCACAGUACAGUCUCUUUGGAGAUAAUGUUCUCGACAAUAACAUCCAAAAGCCUAUUGUGUACCGCGAACUUUACCAGAAACUCCCUGAUAAGAUGCAAAUGAUGAAUGAAGAACUUGUCCUAGCCAUCAAGGAUGUUUUGGACGCUAAAUUGAAUGAAAAGGGGGAGAUUAGUAUUAACAUGUGGGAUACAGCUACGGCAAUAUUAUCGCGCGCUAGCAAUAGGAUUAUCGCUGGUGACCCCCUUUGUCGGAAUCAGGAGUAUUUGGAUGCUGCUGUGCAUUAUGCUAUUAGCAUGUUCUCACUCGCUGUAUAUUUGCGUUUUAUACCUCCAUUCCUACGGCCGUUACUUGCGCCUCUCGUACGGCGGCCUCUCUCUAGAGACCGAGAUAUUGUAGCCAAGCACGCAAUUCCGGUCAUUGAAGAGCGGAUGAAGAUGAUUGAGGAUGCUGAAAUCAAGGGUAAUAAACCUAAGGUUCCAAACGAUCUUUUAAGCGCAGCCCUAAAAGUUGCCCGAAAAGACCCAAACUCCAAGCUAGAGUAUACACCAAUGAUGAUGGUCAACCGACUCCUGGCAUUCAACUUCCUCCAGUCGUACUCCAAUACAUUGACCAUGACCAAUGCAGUCUACGACCUCAUUUCGCUCCCUCCGGAAGAAUUCGAGCGUACCGUCACAGACAUACGUGAAGAGCUCACUAGGGAACUGAAGAGACCGGAUGCCUGGAGCCAUGACUUUGUCAAUAGGCUCGUGGUGAUGGACUCGUUUAUACGCGAGAGUCUACGAGCCAAUCCAAUCGGCGAGGUUGGCCUAGAACGUAUCGUAACAAGGGAAAAUGGCUUUACUUUCUCUAAUGGACUGCACGUACCGCGCGGCGCCAUCAUAGCAGCACCCCUUAAAGCAAUACAACAAGAUUCCGCCAAUUAUCCAGGCGGCUUUAACCCUAGACGCGCAUUAGAAGACCCGACUCAUCCUACUGUCACCACUAUAUCGCCGGUAUUUCUCAACUUUGGGUUGGGAAGACCCGCCUGUCCUGGUAGGUGGUUUGCGGUGAAUAUGCAGAAACUAGCGCUGGGGCAUUUGUUGUUGGAGUAUGAUUUUCAGAGGGUUGAGGUGCGACCUCUGGGGGUUCGGAAGGUGACUCUUGUAGAGCCAUGUGAACGGUCGAAAAUCGUUCUGAGACGUCGGAGUGUUGGUUGAUUCAUAUAUUAUAGAUA